AUGGUACUUUGUUUCGGCAAAUGUGGAAAACCUACUGUAAGAUUACAGUUUAUUGUACUAUUAAACUAAUUGCUAAACGACUUACAGUGUUAUCUUAUUAUUAGGUUGUUCAAAUAAUCCUGUGUCUUUUCUGAACUCAAACUGUUGAGGUCAGAGAGCACAAAUUAUUUAAAAUACCUAACAUCAUGCGUACUACUAUUGCAAUUUUACAUAUCCGUUUUAACCGUAAUUACUAUAAAUUUUAGGCUAACACAGCCUUUGUGGCCAUAACAGACAUAGUCCAGUUCGUAUGUCUGGCUGGUUAUGAAAUUAUCUUCAAACAUGACUCAAGAAUUACCACAGAAAUACUCAAAAGUGUGUUAGUAUGGCUGUAUAUCAUUGGUAUCUUCGUAUCUAUUCUUUUACUUGUGGGUACAGCUACCAACUUCAUCCCGUGCUAUGUUGUACAUAUAGUAUUUACGGUAAGUCAAUCUGGUUUUGGUAAUAAAGUAAAAUAUUACUUUUUUUACCUAAAACUUGCAGUUGAUCUUCACAGUAGUAGUGCCAUUUCAACUGUUCCGAGGUAACAUUUUCGAAACAUCAACGGCUUUUGACAUUUUUACCUGGAUUGGCGGUCUACUAUUGCUUAUCGCAUUCAACAUAUUCGCUAUCGUGGUGGUAGUAAAUGGUAUCAAAUACUUGAGACAACAGAGUAAAAAAGAAGAGAAAGAGAUUAAUUACAGUACGAGCAUUGUCAAGGAUGAAAUUGCAUGA
This is a messenger RNA of Bursaphelenchus okinawaensis, 753 nucleotides long. The record is from the annotation of a GenBank genome assembly. Lineage: Eukaryota; Metazoa; Nematoda; Chromadorea; Rhabditida; Aphelenchoididae.